Molecule: messenger RNA, 954 nt
Organism: Euleptes europaea (tarantolino)
Lineage: Eukaryota; Metazoa; Chordata; Lepidosauria; Squamata; Sphaerodactylidae
Product: deoxyribonuclease-1-like 2
Exons: 9
Coding region: 1-954 (317 amino acids)
Biological process (GO): DNA catabolic process
Cellular component (GO): nucleus
Molecular function (GO): DNA nuclease activity
Source: RefSeq, a predicted model, not a curated record
AUGCAGGAUUGCACGUUGCUGGUGAAACGUUUGCUUUGCACGAGUGCGCGACUGUAUUUCCUGUAUGGCACGGAGCGGGGCCAGAGGCUAGAAGAGCGUCUGCUUCCAAGAGGUGAAGGGGCCAUGAAGCUGGGGCUCCUCGUCCCCUGCCUAGCCGCCCUGCUGCGUGUGGCCAGCCCCUUACGCAUCUGCGCCUUCAACAUCCAGACCUUCGGUGACAACAAAGUGGACAAUGAGGCCAUCGCGGCAGUUAUUGUGAAGAUCCUGGCUCGCUACGACAUCGCCCUGGUGCAAGAGGUGCGUGACUCCGAUCUCAGCGCUGUCACUACCUUGAUGGAGCAGCUCAACAGGGCCUCCAAGCACUCGUACGACUACGUCAUCAGUGAGCCGCUGGGUCGGGAGAAAUAUAAGGAGAUGUACCUCUUCAUCUACAGGACCGAGAGCGUCUCUCCUGUGGCCGAGUACCAGUACCCCAAUGGCAACGGCGCCUUCAGCAGAGCCCCUUUCAUUGUGAAGUUCUCGAUUCCUGACUCAGAGGGAGAGCCGCUGAUCCUGGUGCCCCUACACACCCCUCCGAGCGAGGCCGUGGCUGAAAUAGAUGCCCUCUACGACGUUUACCUGCAGGUCCUUGACAAGUGGGGGACGGAUAACAUGAUGUUUCUCGGAGACUUCAACGCCGACUGCAGUUACGUGGGGAAAAAGGACUGGGCCUCCAUCCGGCUGCGCACCAGCGAGGUCUUCAAGUGGCUCAUCUCGGACUCCACGGACACCACCGUGGGCCACUCGGACUGUGCCUACGACAGGAUUGUCGUGAGUGGCUCGAAGCUGAGGAAGUGGAUCAACCCCAAGUCUGCCCGGGUGUUUGACUUCCAGACCGCCCUCAAGCUGAGCCAAGAAGAGGCUCUCGCGGUCAGCGACCAUUUCCCAGUGGAGGUGACACUGGGCUCCCAGUGA